AGUGGAGAGGCGCACUGUGGGGAGAGAGGAAAAAGUUCUCAACAAGGAGAGGCAGGACUGCUCUUGCGGAGUCCCUGCAGUCUCCCUUUUUUAUGCCUCCACAAGUCUUUCCUUUCUACACUUUUGCAUUUUUUGGCUCGAGGACACCGCCGCUUCUGAGUAUUUUAGAGAGAAAGCCGCCACUACUGUGUCGAAGCGAAGCACCAUGGAGCUGCUGUGCCUCGAAAUGGACACCAUCAUACGAGCUCGUCCCGAUCCGAACCUCUUGUGCGAUGACAGAGUCCUGCAGAGUUUAUUGACCAUAGAGGAGCGCUUUCUACCGCAGUAUUCUUAUUUUAAAGUCGUCCAAAAAGAUAUUCAGCCCUUCAUGCGGAGGAUGGUCGCUACUUGGAUGUUGGAGGUUUGUGAGGAGCAGAAGUGCGAGGAAGAAGUUUUUCCUUUGGCCAUGAACUACUUAGACAGAUUUUUAGCCGUGGUACCCACCAAAAAGUGUCACCUGCAGCUGCUGGGGGCAGUGUGCAUGUUUCUUGCAUCCAAAUUGAAAGAGACUCGUCCACUAACUGCAGAGAAGCUCUGCAUCUACACAGAUAACUCCAUCAGACCACAAGAGCUGCUGGAAUGGGAGCUGGUAGUGUUGGGGAAGUUGAAGUGGAACCUGGCUGCUGUGACACCAAAUGACUUCAUUGAGCACAUUGUGAGAAGGUUGCCUCUGCCUGAAGAUAAGCUGGCACUCAUACGUAAACAUGUCCAGACCUUCAUUGCCCUUUGUGCCACAGAUUUCAGAUUCGCCAUGUAUCCUCCAUCCAUGAUUGCCACAGGAAGCGUUGGGGCGGCGAUCUGCGGCCUACAGCUGGAUUCAGCUGACCAGUCGCAGUGGGGCAACAGUCUGACAGACCUGCUGGCCAAAAUCACAAACACAGAAGUGGAUGUUCUCAAAGAGUGCCAGGAGCAGAUCGAGCGAGUGCUGGAGAGCAGCCUGCGUGAAGGGCGGCAGCAGCAGCAACAGCAGCAGAAGAUGCAGCGAGGGCCCUGCGGCAAAGGCCUGGACGAGCUGGAUCAGUCAUCCACUCCGACAGAUGUCCGCGAUGUCAACUUGUGAACCACCAGAGGGCGGCAUUGCACAGGAUUUACAAAAAAGAAAAAAAACAGAAAAAGCAACAUGGAAACAAAACCUAAAUUUUCUUAAAAGCAGGAAAAAAAUCAGCUAAACAACAAAAUACAUGAAAAACAAACAAGCCCCUGAGAAAGAGAACAAUGCUUUGCUAAUUUUGUGUUGUUUUCUUUUUUCCAAGUCAUAAACAGCUACCCGUGCACCGUGAAAUCAAAGGUAUUUUAGACACACAAAAUAGAUGUUCUAGUCUAAAAAACAUAUACAAGAUGAAGCUUUGUGAUGCCUUGGAUAUACAGAAGGGAAUCCAAUCAUAUUUGCAUUCUGCCAUUGAUUGUAUAGUAUAAUUUCUUUUUUUAAGUUAUAUUUUCACCAUUGCUCAAUAACGAGGCUGUUAAGGUAGAAUGCAGUCAGAGUAUGUGGGACGAAAGUGGAGCUCAAGUUUUCUUCUCAGUUGUGUUUUCUAUGAGUAUUAUCACGAUGACGUGCGCGGCCGUUCAAAGAGAGGAUACAUGUUUGAGCUCCUCCAAGCAUUAGCAGGUCGUCCUCGACAUACAGAGGAAGUGUUGAAAACAUUUUGCGAUUAACUGUUGAGUCCCACUUCCAUUGAAGAGACAGAUUAUUAGUGGUAAUUUCUAUUAUUAAUAUUAUUAUUGAAAGUGAGUAGUAGAGAUCAAUAAGCUCCUUUUGUCAGGCUGCUUGUGUAUAGUAGGUUCCAUGUGUGCGUAUGUGUGUGUGUGCAAGUGCGUUCUGAGGCAAAAGUUUGCGUCGAGCCGCAAAAUCACGAUUCUGAGUGAGAGACUACGGAGCGACCCAGAGGUCACGCGCACGUGAGUGUAACAGGGCAUCUAUGCUAUAUCACUGCCUUCAUGCGUUCAGAGUGCGUCGCGGUGCAACGACAAACUUGUGCGCGAGGCCAUGGAGAGGUUGUGGGUUCAGGGUGUUUCACCUUAGACUCGGAGGUCAUUGGAGGUGUUUUUUAUUACCGCUAUUCUGUUCAUGAACCAUUAGCAGAUACUUCAUUUAGAUGUGUUUGUAAAAAUACGGUGUUUCUUUAGUUGGGACUGUUGUUGUUGUUGUUGUUGUUGAUGAUGAUGAUGAUCUCUCGCAUGUGUGGCACAUGUAGAGGUCGAAAGGAGAAUGUCUUGAAGAAAAUAAGGCAAUGUUUUGGUCUAAAGCGUGGCAGACUUUAGGCUCUUCUGUACUAACGGGCAGGGAACAGAUUGCUGCGGAGAGCAAGAGCGUGCGCGGCACUGGAUGCUAGGAAAGAGGAUUCGAGUUGUGCAGGAGCAUGCUGCUGUGUAGGAGAUGAGGAUACAGCCCGUGGCUGGAAAAUGAUGAACAAAAGCCUCCCAAGGCCGUCUGUCAUAAUACGUAUUUUAACGUUCAACAGUAAUUUUUAAUUUUUGUUUUUGUUUCUUGUAAACAAAAGGUUCUUGCGUUUCCACGGAAGUGGAACUGAAUGGAACUUGGACUGUAUGCUGCCAGAUCAUCGCAUGUCGAUGAACAGUUCCAGGUGGGGGUUGGGUUUUUGGGGGGUGGGGGGGUAGGUUAGAGGAGUAAAUACUGUCAAUGCAUCUGGAGUCCCUCAUAGGGUUGUUUUAGCUCCUCUAUAUGAUUUCAAUGGUAAAGCACUUUGAGAACAAGCUCCCCAGGAGACGAUUAAAAUGUGUCAGGUGGUGAACCGAGGUGAAUGGAUGUUUUCUUUUUCCUUGUUAGCCUUUUCUUUGGUUUACAUUGUAGGGCUGGUUUCCCAAUCAUCACACGUACCCCUGAGUCAAAUUACUCACAGCUUAACGGUGAGAGAGGACAUUCCACAAAAAAAUAAAAUGAUGAUCAUGAAACAAACAUUCCACUCAAACACAGUGCAAAUUAAUGAUGAGUUUGCUUGUUUCAGAUAAAGAGGAGUGGGUGGGGGGGACCCCACAUGUCGACAUGAAUCCCUAAACACAGAGUUCACCACCCAUGGAUUCUGCUUUUAUUUUCCUUACAUUGUCAAGAAUGAAAUAUUUGUUUUACUUGAAUUUUUUGUGUGUAUUUAUCUGCAUCACAGCCACAGGGAGGCAGCAGUGAGCUCAACAGUGGUCGUAACAUCUGAUAUUUGCACGUUAUUCAUAUAAAUUUUUGAGGCAGAACCACCUUCCAGCUCAUGAUGUAGUUGGGGUUGGGGGGGGGUGCCUUAAAUUCAUGUAAUGCUAUCGAUGCUUAUUGUUUGUCGGUCACAUCUGUCCCCCUUUGAGCUUUGCUGCUUCAAGUCAUUGGCAACGGGGUUCAUAGAACAGGUGAAGUCACAAGAACACGGAUUUUGUUUUUUGUUCUUUGUUUUUUUUUAUCUUCCAUGAGACUCUGAUUCGACAUGGCAGACUGUUUUUGACUUUGGCUUGGCGAACUAUACUGUUUGUCAGACUGGAGAAACCUGCGAGGAUCUGAUUUUUUUAUUACUUUUUUGGACAAGCUUUGCUGAGCAACCUGAUGCCAUUUAAUGACUUUCGUCAAAACACCCCCUGCUGCAUAUUCCGGCAUGAUUACCCCUGAACUUUGCCUCUGUUCACCUGAUGGAAGCUCUUCCCCAAACGUUGCGGUUCUUAAUUGUUUUUUCCUGCAGUUGAUUGUUGCAUGUGUGGUUUGCCGGAACCACCUUUCCAUUUGUGUUUGGUGCAUUUUAUGGGGUGACCAGACCCACAAAAGGGGUUUUCUAAGAUUUAGAGAUACUGUAUUCCAAAGUGAAGAGAGGACAGACGAGGAGGUGUGAAGACAUCAAGAAAACGUGUCAAUAUUUUUUAUUGAGUUAUUGUUGUCUUUUUGCGCUGCUAAAAGCUAUGAAUUUGUUUCAUUUCUUAUAUACAAAAAAAAAUUAACAUUACCUAGUUGUGAUGUGUCACUUGAGUGUGCUGCUAUUUUAUAAACAUUUGUAUUAUAAUAUAAUUAUUUUACUGCUUAAGAGAUACAUUCAGAAAACCGAAGUAGAUGGUGAUAGAAGAACAUGAAAUGAGUAUUCGACUGGAAAUGUUCUUUGUACAGUUUGACCGUUUGCUUAGAUAGCAUGUCUCCUGUCCCCAUGGGUUUUUUUUUUCUUUUUCUUUUUCUAUUUCGUUCUUUUUUCUAGUCACAUUCUGCAUCAGUGGUAUUUCCUUAACCUCAGGAUUACUGGACAAUAAAACAACAACAACAAAAAAACAAAUCCAUAACCUAUACCUCUGCAGUUAGGGAGCCUGGAUUGAAAAUGGUGUGGAUGGGGGGGCAGCCAUCACAAAUGUGUAAUUUGUUGAUGAAUCUUGCUGUUUUAAUUUGCUCAAAGAGAGAAGAAAGGCUUCCACUUGGACUUAAUCUAUGUUGGGGGUGUGUGGGCAGUGCACAAUGUCUUGUUCAUUUUGUGUGAGGUUUUUUUUUUAACAGUAGAUAGUUCAAGCAUUUUCAUAUACGUCCAUGUCGGUGCUACAUCUGACUUGUUCUGUGUGAGGGAGGGACAAACUGCAUUCUUAUGAUGGCCAAAGCACAGUUCUUGCUUUACAUGCCACAGUCACUAUGAAUGUCAGUGAAUAUUGGUUUUGUAAUGUGAGAAAGCUGCAUUUUGUAGUAUGCACGUGCCACCAAAACAAUGGGUCGCGCUGCACGUGACGGCUGACUGUAAAUAUUCAGAUACCUGAAUGUUUUGAUGGUGCAGGUUUCCCUUUUACUUGCCCAAUCUCUAAUACGCCCCGCCCCCCUCCACUAUAACUCAUAUCAUGUACCUCAAAUGUCUACACAACCUCUGUUCAAUAAACUUCUGCUUUAAAGGGUGUGACACCACAUCA
Thalassophryne amazonica is the source of this 4902-nucleotide messenger RNA. It is a transcript of the gene ccnd2a, whose product is annotated as cyclin D2, a. The coding region runs from base 206 to 1099 and encodes 297 amino acids. The record is from RefSeq and is a predicted model, not a curated record. Gene Ontology annotation, molecular function: cyclin-dependent protein serine/threonine kinase regulator activity. Gene Ontology annotation, biological process: positive regulation of G1/S transition of mitotic cell cycle; regulation of cyclin-dependent protein serine/threonine kinase activity; mitotic cell cycle phase transition. The transcript has 5 exons. Gene Ontology annotation, cellular component: cyclin-dependent protein kinase holoenzyme complex; nucleus; cytoplasm. Lineage: Eukaryota; Metazoa; Chordata; Actinopteri; Batrachoidiformes; Batrachoididae.